GGGCUGGGCCACGGAUGCCCUUUUAUAGCGACGCAUCCAUCGUACAGGAGGGGCAUGCACCAGACAGCUUCGGUGGGUUCUACCACAGUUGGGGCUCUUCCAGCUGAUCGGCUGCUAGAGGACGAGUUCCGUACGGUAUGCUUAAAUACUUCAUGUUGUCCGACAUGUUUGGACCCAUUUCACUUCGAGCAGCAAGCCUCGUGGUUGCAGCUGGACGCCUGAUUUCUAAAAGAUAUCUAAAUACCUCGAACGCCCCACGAUAGUCUGCCAUACAGAAACUCAUAUAACAGCCUGCGUUCACUCUUCUCCGCAAGUGUCUAUACAGAUCCAUCCAGCUACUUGCAAAGCAUACUCAGCCCACCAUGCAGCGCAGCGGCAACUACCACUACCCUUACCCGCCAACGGGCUCGCGAUACUCGUCGAGUCAUGGCACAAGUAGCGCUUUCAGCGCCAAUGCCAACCCAAAUGAAGACUGGACAAAGAUCUCCGAUCUAGCAGAGAGACGUCGGAUCCAGAAUCGCAUUGCUCAGCGUAACUAUCGCAAGAAGCUAAAGCGCCGUCUCGAGGAUCUCGAGAGAAGAGCUGCCUCAGCCUCAGCUUCUCCCGAACAGUCACACGAGGAGCUUGACCAGAGCAAGACAGAGCAGACAGAAGCUUCGCGGCCUCAGGAUAACCGCGCUCAUGUGCAGUCUCACGGAGAAGCCAACUGGAGCAGCACGCAUGGUCAGCACGACGAUAACUACUACUCUCAUGAAGAGCGGUCUUCUCUGUUCACUCAGAGAUGUACGCGACAGUUGUCGACGUCUCCGCCUCCGGUCCUCUCAUACCCUCCCUACCCGUAUCCGGAAACAUACGGGCAAGCGACAUACCCUCAGCAGUCCGUCUACCAUUCGAUGCCUGGUCCGUACGGAGAUAUCUCCAUGCAUGGCCAAUACCUCGAGCCUCUGCCUUCGACUCUUCCUGCAAUGGCGCCUGCGACUCCUCCCGCAAAACGGCGCCCAGCCUUUGCAGAGGACGACGUGCUUAGCCCAUUCAGCGUGAGUUAUGCCACAAUGGCAGGUAUUGAUCUUCCUGCAUCCUCAUCUCCCUCUCAGGAAGCAACCGUUCAUACGCCGCCCCUGACGUACUCGUUCGCCUACGAUCUCUCAGGAUCAGCGUCUCCCGAAGGAUCAAUGAACUACCCAGUGACUCCGGGUUCUGUUCCUUGCUCGCCACCACAUCUGUCACUUAUUUGACUUGCUUCUUUAUUAUCUGUAUUUCAAAUUUAUCUUCGAUGACCAGUCAUUGGAGGGUUUUGUAUAUGAUCAUUAUAUUUACAGCGUGAGAUGAUAUCAUUUCUCUUUGCACUCUCACUCGUUCAUAGGGACGCGGAAUGGAUUGCAUAUGGUGGGCGUUGCUUGAUUCUGUUUUAGAUAUUGUAUACUUUUAUCGGUUUUGGUUCGGUGGUGAAGCAGCCGCAUGC
Messenger RNA from Paecilomyces variotii, 1462 nucleotides. RefSeq lists its product as hypothetical. Gene Ontology annotation, molecular function: DNA-binding transcription factor activity. The transcript is spliced from 3 exons. The record is from RefSeq and is a predicted model, not a curated record. The coding region runs from base 363 to 1235 and encodes 290 amino acids. Lineage: Eukaryota; Fungi; Ascomycota; Eurotiomycetes; Eurotiales; Thermoascaceae. Gene Ontology annotation, biological process: regulation of DNA-templated transcription.